Messenger RNA from Paramecium primaurelia, 5265 nucleotides. Lineage: Eukaryota; Ciliophora; Oligohymenophorea; Peniculida; Parameciidae. The record is from the annotation of a GenBank genome assembly.
AUGUUGUUUUAAUAAAUAUGGAUGGAUUUAAAAGAAUCUAUGAAUACUUCCUAUUACACCAGUUUUAUUUAUCUCUCUAUUGGAGCUAUAUUAAAUACUUCUCCGCUUUUGGAAAUGUAUUACCUAUUUCUUAAAUAGAUAUCUAAAAAUUUCUGAUAAGAACAACUAUUAACAAAAUUAGCUUUACUUAAUAUUGGACUCCUUAAAUGUUGGCAAGUAUUUAUUAAAAUCCUCAAUACUACAUUCAAUUUAUAUUUUAAUUAUAUUUGCUUUUAAUAUAUUUAUUGUCAUUUUGUUUAUCAUCUUGUAUUACAUAAAGAAAAAAAAUGCUAAAACUAAUGUUGCAUUUACUAUUUAUGGCUAAGUAAUUUAUGAAAAAUAAUUAUAUAGAUAAUUGAAUAUUUCAUAUAACCUUAUUUUUGGUCAAUUAAUGGAUUUUUAUUAUAAAUCUAAAAUACUUAUUUGGAAUAAAUACAAAAUUUAGCUUUUAUUAUUCUUGAUUGUAUUGCAAUCCUUUUGUAACUAUUAUUUUUAAUAAUCCUUAUACUUUUUCUGCAUUAUGAUCAUUCAUAAAAAAAAAACUUUUUAAAAAUAAAUUCCCCAAAAACUUUACUAUUUUAUAUAAUAACUAUCUAUUUUAGUAGCUGUUUAGAGUUGUUUAUAAAUUCUAGCAGUAAAUUGAGUGUAAUUAUCAAUUUUAUUAAAAGAUAGCAUUUCCUAUAGUAUUGGCUUUCUUAUUUUUAAUACUUUUUACAUAAAUGCAUUAGGAUUUACCUGUUUUCUCAAAUAAAUAUUUAAACAAUUAUUUUUAGAUUAUAAUUAGUAUAUAAUUUGCGCUUGCUUUAAAUUUGUUAAUAUCAUACUUUAUCAACUUAUUUGAGGAUCGUUAUUGUAUGUAAGUUCUAUUAACCUUUAUACUUUUGAUUAAAUUAAAUUCAAAAAUAAGAUAAUAUCUAAUAUUAAGUUCAAUCACUAAUUAUAGUAUUACAAAAAUGAUAGAUUAAAGAACAAUAGUAUAUUUGAAAUAAGAUCCAUAAAAUAUAUUUUUAUUAAGAGGCAUUAUACAUCUUCAUUAAUCUUUGUGUGUAAAUAUAAAUUGCUUUUAUCGUUUAAAAACUAUAUAUAAGAUAAGUUCAAAAGGAAAUAAAAAAAUAUAUAUUAAUAGAGAUGCAAUCUAUGAAAAUAUUGGUAGAAUUUCUACUUUUUUCUUAAAAUGUACAUAUGAAAAUGCAUAAAUUAAAACAUAGGAUUAAAAUAUUAAGAUUCUUUUAAUUGAGUUAUUGUGUUAUAAAUUAAAAUUGUAUUCUGAAAGUUUGAUAUAAAUUGAUAAAUUAAAUUAAGAUAAAUUAAAUUUACUUUAACGAAUAAAUGUAAUAAACAUUAGAUUGAUAAUUUCUAGACUAAUAAAAUAAAAGAAUGAAUAAUCAUAUAAAUCUAAGUUACCAUUUGAUUAAUUAUUAUUAUGUGAAUCAUAUAUUAAAGAAACAGUAGAAAUUAUGAUGAAUAUUUUUGGAUGUUAAUUAUAGUUUUGGAAUUACUUAUUAAAUGAAAAAAUUAAAUUAGUUGAUGAAUUAUCUCUUUUAAAUUAAAUAAGUUAAUUAAUAAAAAAGUUUUAAAGAUUAGAGAAAUUAAUAUUAAGUUUACAUUAUAAUCACAAAGUUCCAAUUAGAAAUAAAUAAUGGUUUAAUUACUUUUUCUUUAAAUUAUUUAUUUUAAAUAAAAAGUUAAAAUUACAAGAAUUAGAAUUAUUACCUGAUUAUUAAAUUAAUUUAGAAUAAAUUUUAAAAGAUGAUUAGAUAGAUGAAAAAUCAUCUGAUGAGGAACCAAUUAAUUAUUAUUAAUAAAAGUUUUUAAUCUCUGGCAAUACUUUUGUAAUUUAAAUUAAUUAAGCUGGUAUUAUUAAGAAUUGUACAAAUAAUACAUUUUCAAUAUUAAAUUACACUAGAUAAGCUUUAGUAAAUAGUUCUGCUUCUAUUUUAAUGCCACAAAUGUUUAAAUAGAAUCACUCUUAAUACAUAAAUCAUUUUUAAUAAACUGGACAAUCUUUUAAUUUAUACAAAAGAAAGAAAGCAUUCUGUAUGCAUGAUUCAGGUCAUAUUGUAAUUGUCUAUAAGUAUUUGAAAUAUAUUUAUAAUUAUAUUUCAAAUUAAAUUGAAUAUAUAGCCAUGUUUAGAUAAAUUUAAACUAAAUAAGAAUAUUUAUUAUUAAAUGAAGAUUGGGAAGUAGACUCUUGUACUUAAUUAUUAUAAGAUAUAAUAGGAAUAAAGUCAUUAAGUUUAUUUAUAUUGGCUCCUAAAACUAUUGUUUAUUCUUAAUAUGAGAAAUUUUUGACUAAAGAGAAUAAAGAAUUUUUUAGUUUAAAUGCUCCAAAUUUAGAAAAGAAUUUAUCUCGUCUAUUUUAUACAUAACAUUCUUCUCCUAUGGUUAGAGGUUCUUUAACUUCAAGCAAUGGAUAGAUAUCUAUAUUAUAAAAUUAAGUGGAAAUGAAAAAGAGCUUUCAAAAUUUUUUAAAUUAAGAUGAUGUUAUUAAUAUUGAGGAUCAACAAAAGUCAAAAGUAAAAUAAGUUUUGUUCAAUUUAAGAGUUCCUAAAUAAAAGUAUGAAUUAGUUUAAGAAUUUUAAUAAAAAUUAUCUGAAUCUUAUAAGUAAGCAAUAUAUUCAGAACCUUUUCGAAAAAAAUUAAUAGUAAAAAAUGAAUCUGGAAAAUUUAAAAUAGUAAGAAGUGAAUUUAUAAGGAGAUGUAAAGUUUAUUAAGAAAUUAUUAGGAAAGAGAAAUUUCAAAUAAUAAGUAUGUUAAUUAUAUUAAAAAUAGAGGAACUUUUUUUAAAGUAUACAUAAUCUGAAGAUUGUGUUGAUAAGAUAUUAAGAAUAGAGGGGACAUUAAAAUUAGAAAAGACUUCAUAAUCUAAUAAAUAUAUUUUAAUUAAAAUAGUAAGAACUGAAUUGAUUGAAGAAAAUCCUUUACCUUAAAGAUAGAAUAGUUGUUUUACUUUAUCAUUUUAAGCACCUUAAAUGAUAUCUUCGGUAUAGUAUUGAAUCUAUCUUAAGUAGCCAACUAAAAGAACAUCUGUUACACAAUAAAGUCCUAGAAAUUUAUGUAUUACAGUUAAUGGUAUUUUUUUUGGUAAUAAAUAGGAGAUUAAUUUGAUUUAUAUUCAAAUAGAGAGUCUAUGGGAAAGGUAUUAUUACAAGAAAUUUAAGUUAAUUAAGAUUUUGAUUAAAAUGAUCAGUAUAAAAAUAUCAAUUUUAUCACUUGUAAUAGUGAUUUUUUAAAGGAGGAUACAAAUAAAAUAGAAAAAGAUAAUCCAUCUAUUGUUUAAUAUGAAUAUAUUAGUAGAUUCAUAUUUAUUUUGCAAAUUUUGAUAGUAUUUUUAAGUUUCUUUAUGACUUCAUUUAUUUACAACACAAGUACAUUAGAAGAAUCAGUAAUUAAUAAUUAAUAUAUAUUUAGAUAAUCUUAGUUGAUUAUCUUUUUCAUUAUUAAAUAAUAGUAGCAGAAUCUUAUAAUGCUUAAAUAGAUGUAGAAUUGUUUAAUAGAAAUUACACUUAUUCAGAUUUAACAAAGGGAGAUUUGAUUGGAUAUUAAUCAAAAGAGGAAUUUUAUGAAUUUAAUUAAAAGAUAACUUAAAAAUGUGGUGAUUACAUGUAUUAUGUUUUUUGGGAACCAAAUUUUUUGAAAAUGUUAUAUGAGAAUUUUCAUAGUAACUCUAAUGAAAGUGGAUUAGAUAUUCAAACAGUUUAUUAAGCUAAUAUUUAUCUAUUAAAUAUGCUUUCAUCUUCAGAGUUUAAAGAGGAUUUUGGAAUUGCAGAAACAUUUCGUUAGUAUAUGGUAUAUAAUAAAUAUUAUAAGUUAGUUACCAUAAUUUUAAUAAGUUUAAGCAAGUUCAAUUAAUCAUUUAUUAAAUUAAGGUUUAGGAUUCUAAGAAAUUUCUAAUUCAAAUUUCAUACUAUUUCUAAUAUUAUAGACUAUACUAUAAUUAGCAAGUUUAUUAUAUUUAAUAAGAUUCCAAUUUUAAAUAUAGAAAUAAUAUAAUGUAUAAAUUUAUUUCAUUUUUUCAAGGUCUUAUUUAGAGUUUAGGCUAUAAUACCAUUUAAAGAGAAGAUUGCUAUCAUCAACAAAAUCAACACAACCAUAAAUUAGUUUUGUUAUGUAACAAAUUAUGAAUGUAAAUUAUUAUAUUUAGUAUUUUUAAAGAUGGAAACAUAUAAUAAUUUAUAUCUAUGAAUAAAAAUAGCCCUUUGAGUAAAGCAAUAUCUAAAAGAGAAAGUACUAGUAAAACAAUUUUUGAUAAAAAGAUAUUGGAUACAGAAAAAUAUAUUGAAUAAAUAGAGAAUAAGACAAAAAUCAAGUUUGAAUAGGUAUCACUUCUAUUCAGUUUAAAAGUAAUGUGAUUUUUAAUAUUACUAGAAAAUAGUUGUCAAAAUAAUAGUGAAUCUAUUGUUAAUAGCAUUAAUAAGUAUUGCUGGAGUAGUUACAAUUUAUUUUACAAUUAAUAAUAUAGAAUUGUUUAAUAAGAAUUAAUUUAUGUUUAAUAGUUAAAAUGCUUGGAUAUUACCAGCUUUAAAAGAAAUUUAUACUAGUUAAUAAUAUAAAGAAUAUUCUUUUAAUGAUACAAAUGCUUUUAUAAUACUUCAAGCUUAUUUUAAUUAAAUAUCAUCUGAAUUUCCAGUAUAUUAUCAAUCUGAUAUUGAUUAAAUAAUCUAUUUUUUUGAUAAUAAUAUUUGUGAUGGGGACAGUAUUAAUUUAAUAUAUCCUCUUAAGCUUAAAUAGAUAUUGAUUAAUGUGCUCUUAGUAUUAAUGGAGGAUUAACUAGAGGAAUCAGAGAAUAUGAUUAUUUACUUUCUUAGGUAGCACUUAAAUUGUUAAUCCCAAAUGAUGAAAGAUAUGAAAAUAUUACAUAUUCAACUAUAUAUGAAUUUAAUAAGGUAUUAGUAUUAUUAUAAUUUAGCUAUAUUAUUUUGUUUUUGAUCAUUACAUUCUUGCAAAGGAUAUAUGGGUUUAAGUCUCGAAAACAACUUUAGAAAAACAUGAUUAAGUAAGCUUAAUUUUAUUGUAAAUUAUAAUAAAAAAUAUGAUAGAAUAACUGUUAUAAUGGGAAUUUGUCUUUAUUUUAUAAUAUUUAAUGAAAUUGGAUAUGUAUUGAUUAAAAAGAAAGAGUACAAAUUUAUAAAAAUGUUUUAUAAAUCAUUCAUGCCAAAUGUCUCAAUUAAUUAGUAAAAACGAUUAAGAGUUGAAUUAAUCAAAGCAAGAUUCAUAAGAAAAUGA